GAACGGGACGUGUCCCGGGCAGUGGAGCUCCUGGAGCGCCUCCAGCGCAGCGGGGAGCUGCCCCCUCAGAAGCUGCAGGCCCUCCAGCGAGUCCUGCAGAGUCGCUUCUGCUCAGCCAUCCGAGAGGUGUACGAACAGCUCUAUGACACUCUGGAUAUCACCGGCAGUGCAGAGAUCCGGGCUCAUGCUACAGCCAAGGCCACGGUAGCAGCCUUUGCUGCCAGCGAGGGCCAUGCCCACCCCCGGGUGGUCGAGCUGCCCAGGACAGAUGAGGGCCUGGGCUUCAACAUCAUGGGGGGGAAAGAGCAGAACUCUCCCAUCUACAUCUCCCGAGUCAUUCCCGGUGGUGUGGCUGACCGACACGGCGGCCUCAAGAGAGGGGACCAGCUACUCUCUGUCAAUGGAGUGAGUGUGGAAGGAGAGCAACACGAGAAGGCUGUGGAGCUGCUCAAGGCCGCUCAAGGCACCGUUAAGCUGGUUGUCCGGUACACACCCCGCGUGCUGGAGGAGAUGGAGGCACGGUUCGAGAAGAUGCGUUCAGCUCGGCGGCGCCAGCAGCAUCAGAGCUACUCGUCCCUGGAGUCUCGAGGCUGAGCUCUCCUGGACUUGGUUCCUGGUCCUCAACCCUUGACUAUGAGCCCUCUCUCCCCCUUAGCCCUCUCUGGCCCCUCUGUACAGUAUUAUUUAUUUACCCAGUCUUUCCUUAGACCCUAUUUAAAGCUCUUCUUUCCCUGC
Messenger RNA from Gracilinanus agilis (Agile Gracile Mouse Opossum), 735 nucleotides. RefSeq names its product lin-7 homolog B, crumbs cell polarity complex component (gene LIN7B). The transcript has 6 exons. Gene Ontology annotation, biological process: protein localization to basolateral plasma membrane; maintenance of epithelial cell apical/basal polarity; neurotransmitter secretion. Gene Ontology annotation, molecular function: L27 domain binding. The record is from RefSeq and is a predicted model, not a curated record. Gene Ontology annotation, cellular component: cell-cell junction; MPP7-DLG1-LIN7 complex; synapse. NCBI's taxonomy places the organism in Eukaryota, Metazoa, Chordata, Mammalia, Didelphimorphia, Didelphidae. The annotation marks the transcript as partial.